UCCACUUGUUGCGCCGAGAGCCGCUCACUGGCUGUCAGGUCGCCGAACUGCGCCGGGGUUCUGCUCUCCCAGCCUGCGUGGACCAGAGAAGCCGGACUUGAACGCCCGCCGCUGCCGCCUCACAGCCGCGUUUGUCAGGAAGUGUGUUUUGAUGUCUGCGCUGGUCCUGUUUCAAUGCUUCUGUGUACGCACCCCACCAGGCUAUGGUCUCCUCCUCUUCCUCUUCAUCCUGGCCUCCUCACCGUGCCUCAGCACAGCAGGCAGACAGACGAACUGCAGCCACCCUGUGGUUCCGGAACACGGCUGGUUCCGCUGCGACCCCUCCCCCUGCCGUGGUUUCCCGCUCAAGACCUCCAUCCAUUUCUUCUGCGAGCCGGGGUUCCACAUCCCCAGCAAGGUCCGCAGCUCCAAGUGCUGGUCCUCGGGCUGGUCAAUACCGGUACCUGCCUGUGUGCCCCUGAAAGACAAACGUAACGCCAGCCAUGAGGACAAGGGGCCCCAUUCUCUGCAAAGCGUUGCCACGACAGCCGUGGGCGUGUCCAUCUUCCUACUCACCACCACCGCGUGCUUGGUCAUCAAGUCCCGCCUCUUCCCCUGUCACUCAAACAGUCAUCGCUCUUCAGAUCAGCUGGAUCUGAUGGUGGACGGUGUUGCUGUCUCCCUGCCCACCUAUGAGGAAGCGGUCUACGGCAGCUGGGGGCAACGUCUGUCUUCCUGCUCAGGACCCGGCCCUACACAGCUCCUGUUGGCCCGAGAGAGCCCUGAGCACCAUCCGUCACCCCUCAGUAACCAGUCAGACACCGUUUACCGCCCCCGCCUUCCAAGUCAAAGCCCGGACAACCCCCCGCCCCCUUACGAGGAGGUCCAGUCGCAUCCCAGAGAAGUUGUGUUUUCGGAUGGCAAAGACACUUGAUUGACAGCCUGUUGGGUUUACAUACCAGGAUUUUUCUGACGUGUGCGCAGUGGGUUAGCACCAGAAGCUGUUCAAUAUCCAAACCUGCAUGAUUAUGAUUGACUGGCGUGCCAUCAUGAGCACCAUCGCUGUCAUGAAUGAAAUCAAACUCAUCCAGUUGUUACCUCGCAAAGAAGGGUGGCUGACUUGAUGAACCGUGGCACAGAGUAAUGAGAUGCAGUUUUUGUUGGUAUUUUGGUAUUGUUAGUUUAUAAUUGGACGUGACGACCGUGACAGGAUUACUGACAUCAUGGGGUGUGUGCGUGUAUGUGUGAGUGAUUUAAUGAAGAAAUAUGAAUUAUGAUUAUAAAUA
This is a messenger RNA of Lampris incognitus (smalleye Pacific opah), 1265 nucleotides long. RefSeq lists its product as uncharacterized. Bases 152 to 913 code for a protein of 253 amino acids. The record is from RefSeq and is a predicted model, not a curated record. Lineage: Eukaryota; Metazoa; Chordata; Actinopteri; Lampriformes; Lampridae. The transcript has 5 exons.